Xylaria bambusicola is the source of this 228-nucleotide messenger RNA. RefSeq lists its product as uncharacterized. Lineage: Eukaryota; Fungi; Ascomycota; Sordariomycetes; Xylariales; Xylariaceae. The record is from RefSeq and is a predicted model, not a curated record. The coding region runs from base 1 to 228 and encodes 75 amino acids. The transcript is spliced from 2 exons.
AUGAAGUGGCAAAUCCCCUUCUUGUCCCUAGCUUCGCUGCCGGCUAUCCUCGCGGCCCCAGUUGGGAAUCCUGCUCGCGGCGUCGUCGAAGUCGUGGCUCGAGAGCCUGUUCUUGCCGUCGCGCGGGUGGGAUUGCCGGAGAAGAGAAGCAUGGAUGAUAAGGUGCGGGCGCAACGUAUGGCGAAGCCUCCGAUUAAACUUGAGGGCGAUGACGUUGAGCUUCCUUGA